Sclerotinia borealis F-4128 is the source of this 603-nucleotide messenger RNA. The record is from the annotation of a GenBank genome assembly. Lineage: Eukaryota; Fungi; Ascomycota; Leotiomycetes; Helotiales; Sclerotiniaceae.
AUGGUAGCUACAGCGACCCUUGAUUCAUGUGCAUACUACUGCUAUGUACCAAUCAUGGCAGCCCCAGCUAUGUUCGCAGCAAUCUAUGUCCAAACAACAGCCCUACACGCAUACCAAGUAUCACGUUCUAAAAUAAAGAUUUUCAUCCCCAUUAUAGUUGGAGGUUUACUUGAAACAAUCGGUUAUGGAUGCCGCGUGGUAUCACACUUCGAAUCACCAAAUUACUCAGGCAUUCCUUUUGCCAUUCAAUACACCUGCAUCUUAGUCGCACCAACCAUCAUGGCAGCAGCAAUCUAUAUGUGCGAGUACUACGAACACGUUGUUAUAGCCGUCGGCGGAGAAUCACUCUCUACAAUCCGUCUAAGCCGCUUCCAGAAGAUCUUCCUCUUCUUCGAUUGUUUCUCAGUCAUCAUCCUCAUCGUUGGUUCUAUUCUCAGUCUCAUGACUACCAUACCCAUCAGUUGGAUCAGACUCGGCAAUCGACUUGUCACGAUGGGAUUAGGCGAACAAUUAAUCUUCCUACUCAUCUUUGUCUUCACAGUUGCGAAAUUCCAAUACAAUAUUUCAUGUCAUCCUUCCGAACGUCUUCUCGCAAUAACAUAA